Messenger RNA from Cucurbita moschata (crookneck pumpkin), 2870 nucleotides. RefSeq lists its product as uncharacterized. The transcript has 7 exons. Bases 107 to 2599 code for a protein of 830 amino acids. Lineage: Eukaryota; Viridiplantae; Streptophyta; Magnoliopsida; Cucurbitales; Cucurbitaceae. The record is from RefSeq and is a predicted model, not a curated record.
GGUUCAAAUUUCUUAUUUUUGUUUCUGGUGUGGAGGAAGAUACCUACGCGCUCAUUGCUUUCUUUCAUAUGCUCAGCUCGCCAUUUUUGUACCUCCAAAUGAUAAGAUGGCAAAGCAGGCGAAUUCUGUUUUCCUCGAAGAAUGGUUGAAGAGCAUCAGCGGUAUAAGCAGUGGUUUUAACUCCAAAAUCAGUUCCUCGUCUGCUCGAGAAAUUAUCCAAGCAUGGGCUGAGCUUAGAAGCAGUUUGGAGCAUCGAUUGUUUGAUGAUCGCCACAUUCAAUCUCUCAAAACUCUCGUUAACUCUCAAUCGUCACUCUAUGUUGCUGACCCACAAGCUAAGCUGGUUGUUUCUAUACUAUCUUCUCCGAACUUAUCUCUUCCUGAUGAAUCGUAUCCUCUUUUCCUGAGGAUUCUUUAUAUCUGGGUUAGAAAAUCUCUCCGGCCCUCUUUAGUUCUUGUCGAUUCAUCCGUUGAGGUUCUCUCGCAAAUUUUUUCUUCCAAAAUUGGAUUGAGGAAGAAUCCUUUGUUCAUCUCGGAAGGGGUUUUGAUUCUUGGUGCUAUUUCGUAUGUAGUUUCAGCUUCUGAAAAAUCCAAAUUAUGCUGUUUGGAGUUGCUUUGCAGGAUCUUGGAAGAAGAAGAAUGGCUACUGAUUGGAUCAGUUGGAGGUACAGUUCCAGAAUUUUUUGCUGGGAUUGGUUAUGCUUUAUCUUCAUCACUGAAUGCUCAUGUUGUUAGACUGUUAGAUUCUUUAUUAGGAAUUUGGGGUAAGAUAGGUAGCCCUACUGGUAAUCUUUCUACUGGGCUAAUGAUUUUGCACUUGAUUGAAUGGGUGACUUCUGGUCUGAUUAGUCUUCAUUCAUUCAAGAAAUUAAAUUUUUUAAGCCAAACUGCUUUAGAAUCUUCAAAAGAAAGCUACGCUUCAUUUGCUGUUGUUAUGGCUGCUGCUGGAAUAUUGAGGGCUUUUAAUUCUUACAAAGCCUUGUUGAGUAGUUCAGAAAGAGAAACAAUAUCAAGAAUAAGAAUUUCAGCCCAGGAUUGCUUAGAAUCUAUAGCUAAGAAUUUUAUUUCCACUAUGGAAGGAUCUUCAAUUACAGGCAAUGAUGAUCAUGGAAGGAGCCUGCUUCUAUUGUGUAUUUCAUUGGCAGUAGCACGUUGUGGUCCUGUGGCAUCUCGCCCGCCUGUGCUCAUUUGCGUUACUUAUGCUUUGUUGACUGAAAUAUUUCCUUUGCAGCGUUUAUAUGCCAAACUUCUCAAAUUCUCGUUUGGUGAGUCGGGUGUGUUGGGGCUUACUCUAGUGAAAGAGCAUCUGGAUAGUAUUCCGUUUAAGGAAGCAGGGGUAAUUGCUGGUGUUCUUUGCAGUCAGUAUGCUUCAAUUGAUGAAGAUGACAAAAAAUUUGUAGAGAAUCUUGUCUGGGAUUACUGUCAAGACAUCUACUCAAGGCACCGACGAGUCGGUUUGGUGCUUCGUCAUAGAGAGGAUGAAUUACUAGAGAAUAUAGAAAAAAUUGCAGAGUCUGCUUUCCUCAUGGUUGUAGUUUUUGCAUUAGCUGUCACAAAAGAAAAGUUAAAUUCCAAAUAUACACCGGAAACACAGUUUGAUGUAUCAGUAAGAAUACUCGAUUCAUUCUCUUGUAUGGAAUACUUUCGGCGUAUUCGCAUGCCCGAAUAUAUGGAUACUAUCCGAGGAGUUGUUGCAAGCGUUCAAGAGAAUGAGUCUGCCUGUGUCUCUUUCAUUGAAUCAAUGCCCUCAUACCAAGAUCAAACACAUGGGCCAGAUAGCUCUAUUGGGCAGAAAUUACAAUAUACAUGGACCGAAGAUGAGGUGCAAACUGCACGUAUGUUGUUUUAUAUACGAGUCAUUCCAACGUGCAUUGAGCGUGUUCCUACCCAAGUAUACAGGAAGGUGGUAGCUCCAACAAUGUUUUUAUAUAUGGGACAUCCAAAUGCCAAAGUAGCCCGAGCUUCACACUCGGUGUUUAUAGCUUUCAUAUCAGGGAAGGACGACGACGAAGAUGGAAAUAGAGUGAUGUUGAAGGAGGAGCUUGUUUUCUACUACAUUGAGAGAUCUUUAUCAGGAUAUCCUGGCAUUACACCAUUUGAAGGUAUGGCUUCAGGAGUUGCAGCUUUGGUUCGAUAUCUUCCUGCUGGAAGUCCAUCCAUUUUUUAUUGUAUCGACAGUUUGACUGUAAAAGCUACAAGCCUUUGCAGUGAAAACUUCAUGGAUGAUGCUGAUCUGUGGAAGACAUGGCAAGGAGACUUGGAGCCUUCCAAGAAAAUUUUAGACAUGCUUCUACGGCUCAUCUCUCUUGUUGAUAUACAGGUACUCCCAAGCUUGAUGACGAAUUUAGCACAACUGGUCAUCAAGUUACCCUCAGAAGGCCAAAACAUGGUUCUUGAUCAGUUAUACUCCCUGGUUUCAGAAGCUGAUGAUGUUACACGCAAACCCUUGUUAGUCUCAUGGCUACAAUCAUUAUCUUAUCUUUGUUCACAAUCGAGGAGUGCCGAUGCUCACUCCAACGAGAAGCAAACUACACGGCUUUCAAAUUUUGCAUGGAUUGUUGACCCAUUGAACCGUAUUCGAUCCUAUGCACGACUUUGAGGUGUUGUCACCGAACGACCAACUUAUUUAAAAGAGAACGGUUUCGAGAGCUAGCCGUACUAGAAGGACCAAGCCAUGACAAACAAGAAGCUCGUCGACUCAGCUCCAACAUAAUUACUCUCAUGCUAUCACAUCAUUUACUCGUUUAGGUAUCGGUAGCAAUCAUCGAUACGAGAAUGAUGCAUUGUAGUUGUAGCUGAUCUUUUGUUACCAUGAUAUUUACAAUUAAUUUCAUAGCAUCAUUUUCUUUUAUUUAUUUAUUUGAGUUAAC